Daldinia decipiens is the source of this 1208-nucleotide messenger RNA. Its product is annotated as WW domain binding protein 11-domain-containing protein. Bases 323 to 1132 code for a protein of 269 amino acids. Gene Ontology annotation, biological process: RNA processing. The record is from RefSeq and is a predicted model, not a curated record. The transcript has 2 exons. Lineage: Eukaryota; Fungi; Ascomycota; Sordariomycetes; Xylariales; Hypoxylaceae.
CUGCUGGAAUCCCUAGCUACCAGCUUAUCGUCCAGUUUGUCUUAUCAUCGAUGGGGGAUAGGGAUACCGUUUUAAUUACCUGGUACUCGAGUAUCAUCACACUGUGUCAUUGAUGUGAUGCAAUAGCGUUGCACAAGGCUGAAAUAAAUAUCCUGCAAGAACCCAUAUUUCAUAACUACCUACCUUUAGGUCCUACGUACCUACUUCAAUGUUCCUUGUCCCCAACGGCGCGUUUCCACCCGAUUUAUGCUGAAGUGCAACGCAGUUUCUAACGACCAUCAAUCUUUCGCAAUAGCUGUAUAUACCUUGUUAUCUGACUACCAUGCCGAAGGAGAAGAAUUUCAACCCGGUGCAGGCUCAGCGCAAAGCUGACAAGGCUAAAGCGCUCAAGAAAGGCAAGGCAGAAGCCGCCACCCGCCGAAAUGAGAAGCUCGCAAAACGAAACCCCGAGAGGUUGCAGAAGCAGAUCGACGACCUGAAGAAGAUUACCUCUAGCGGCGGCAAACUCACCAAGCACGAAGAAUCGAUACUAGAAGGGUUGGAACGCGACCUGAAAGCAGUUAAUAAGGCUAGGGAAGCACUGGGCGAUAAGGCACCAUCUUUUGGCCGUAGCGGUGGCUUUAGAGGCGACGGUCAAGGGAACAAUAAUGUGCUGGGCAAGCGAAGAAGAGGCGGCGACGACGGCCUAAGCAGCGAUAGCGACGUGCCAGACGAUGUUAAAAGUAUACCCAUGCCGCGAGACACGCCGCCGCCAAUUCCGAAGGAGAUAUUAGACAGAUGGUAUGCAAAACGCAGGGCAGCACGAAAUGCAAAUGAUACACCUCUGGGCGGUCAAGACAAGCAACCGCCGCCAACCGCGCCGGUAGAAUCUAAGACGGUAUAUGAAUCGAAGCCAAUAGUACGCGAUUUGCGUAAGGAAGCCGUUAGCGCAUUCAUGCCCACGGCAGUUCGGAUGAAGAUGGAAAAGAGCAAAGGCCACGGUGGUCUAAUGGAGCCUGAAGAAGCAGACCGUUUGGAGAAAGAAGGCUAUCUCAAAGCUACCCCAGCCCAAAAUGACGCGUCAGAACUCGCUACGACGACGACAGGGCCCCAAAAAGUUUCGAUGGAGGAAGUGGGAGACGAUCAAGAUUGAGCCUAUCGAAAUUCAAUAACCAUCCAACUUAUUCUCGCGGGUGGCCGUCAGAGUCGGGUCCGUUCCUAUUAGUUGA